Molecule: messenger RNA, 789 nt
Organism: Acanthosepion pharaonis
Lineage: Eukaryota; Metazoa; Mollusca; Cephalopoda; Sepiida; Sepiidae
Source: the annotation of a GenBank genome assembly
AUGGGUGAUUCUUGUUGUAAUCCUAUGAGUAUGGGUGCUAUAAAGACAUACAUUGAAAAGAAUUUACCUGGAAUUUAUGUCCGGUCUUUGAUGAUUGGAGCCAAUGUCAUUGAGGACACAGAAAAUGGCUUUCUAAUGAAUGUCAAUGAUCAAAUAAGAGAAGUGUGCAAAAAAUUAGCUUCUGAUGAAAAACUUGCCAAAGGUUACAAUGCCAUAGGUUUUUCUCAAGGUGGACAAUUUCUGCGAGGUGUAGCACAACGUUGUCCUGUGCCUCCAAUGCAAAAUUUGAUUUCUGUGGGUGGACAGCAUCAAGGUAUCUACGGAUUUCCUCAUUGCCCUGGAAAUAACUCCACAAUCUGUGAUAUGAUACGCAAAUUACUAAACAGCGGUGCUUACCUUAAUGUAGUGCAAGCAGAAUAUUGGCAUGAUCCUCUUCAGGAGGAAGAAUACAAAGAAAAGAGUGUCUUCUUGGCAGACAUUAACCUGGAAAGACCUUCCAAGCUUCCUUACAAGGAGAAUUUGCUUCAGUUAAAGAAUUUGGUGCUUGUAAAAUUCAACAAAGACACAAUGGUGUAUCCAAAAGAAAGUGAGUGGUUUGGCUUCUAUAAACCUGGUCAAGGGAAAGAGGUUUACUCAAUCUGGGAAAGUCCCCUUUAUAAAGAGGAUCGAAUUGGGCUGAGAAAACUGAAUGACACUGGCCGUCUUCAUUUCUUAGGCAUCGAUGGAGAUCACCUUAAAAUUAAGCUGGAAUGGUUUAAAGAAAACAUUAUUGAAAGAUUUCUCAAAUGA